Messenger RNA from Rhodamnia argentea, 1848 nucleotides. Its product is annotated as UDP-glucose iridoid glucosyltransferase-like. The record is from RefSeq and is a predicted model, not a curated record. The coding region runs from base 246 to 1625 and encodes 459 amino acids. Gene Ontology annotation, molecular function: UDP-glycosyltransferase activity. The transcript is spliced from 2 exons. NCBI's taxonomy places the organism in Eukaryota, Viridiplantae, Streptophyta, Magnoliopsida, Myrtales, Myrtaceae.
AGGUGCUUGUUCGAGUUGCUUCCGAAUGCAGUUUUAGUCAGAAUGGUGAAUUUUCCAAACGGGUCCCUUUUGAAAAGGGGAGUUGUACACGGCAAAAAUUUCCUCACUGGUUUCGCAGACUCUUCAAAGGGUCCUAAACGUCCUUAAAUACUCGCCUGGGUUGCCAUUCAUGCCGCAGUUUUUUGCACAGUCAGCAGUUUCGAAUUCCAUUUUCGUAGAGUUUGGGAUCGGUCAUCAUCCCUGCCAUGCCUGUAAGUGAGAAUCGCCGCCUGGUGUUGGUCCUCUUCCCCUUGCAGGGCCACAUCAACCCCAUGCUUCAGCUAGCCACCAUACUGAACUCGAGAGGCUUCUCAAUAACCAUUGCUCAUCCUGAGUUCAACUCUCCCGAUCCUUCCAACUAUCCGAAUUUCACCUUCUUACCGAUACCUGAUGGCUUGUCUAAAAGCAGCUUCGCUGCUCAGGACUUCCACUCGACGAUGAUUGCCAUUCACAGGAACUGCCAGGAACCCCUUCGACGAUUUAUCCUACAAACGUUGGAACAGAAUAAUCCACAGGGUCAGGUUGCAUGCAUCGUCUAUGAUGCGGUGAUGCACUUUGCUCAAAAGGUGGCUUCUCAAUUGAAUCUGCCGAGUAUUAACGUUCGAACCAGUGCAGCUGCUUCUAUGUUGGCUUUUGCCGCCUUUCCCCGGGCCGACGAGCAAGGCUAUAUAACUUUCGCAGAUUCUUUAACUCAGGAUGAAUCCCACAAGUUGCAGUCCCUCGAACUCAGGGACCUUCUCAUUACCAUGGGGGAGAAUCCCUCAGACACCACCCUAGAGCUUCGGGCUGCCACGACAAGUGCGACGAGAAAUUCCUGUGCAACCAUCGUGAACACAAUACAGUUCCUCGAAGAGGAGACGCUACCGAAGAUUCGAGAAUAUUUCCAUGCACCGAUAUUUGCCAUUGGCCCUUUUCACAAGUUAGCCCCUUCUUCCUCUAGCUCGCUACUGGAGGAAGAUACCGGGUGCAUUUCAUGGCUCGACAAGCAAGCUAGCAGAUCGGUCCUAUACGUGAGCUUCGGCAGCGUGGCUAGCAUGAACGAGGAACAACUGCUUGAAACUGCCAUGGGAUUGGCCAUGAGUGAGAGGCCUUUCUUGUGGGUGGUACGACCCAGUUCGGUGGGCUGCACGGAGUGGGUCGAGCUCUUGCCAAAGGGAUUCCAAGAAAUAAUAGGACAAAGAGGUUGUAUUGUGAAAUGGGCACCGCAGAAGGAAGUUUUGGCUCAUGGUGCAGUAGGAGGAUUCUGGACUCACUGCGGAUGGAACUCGACCCUGGAAAGCAUCUGCGAAGGCGUUCCCAUGCUCUGCUGGCCGGUGUUCGGCGACCAAGUUCUGGAUGCGAAGUACAUUAGCCACUUAUGGAAGAUCGGACUGCAGUUGGAAGCGAAGCUAGAACGUGGGAAGAUCGCAAGAGCCAUCAGACAACUAAUGGUAGAGGAAGAAGGGGAGGAGAUUAGACGAAAGGCCCAGGAAUUCAAAGUGAGAGCUGAACAAAGUCUCGACAUUGGCGGUUCCACCAACACUUCAUUGAAUGAAUUGGUGGAACUCAUCCUGUCAUUCCAAUCUCAACAUGUAACACCAGACUAACCGCAAAUUCUGGCCUCCAACCGCCACCGAAGUAUCUGUUUAUGCAUUCUAAUACCAUCUUGUCGAGGGGACCUUUCGCUCACACCCAAAAGUCCGGUGACAGAUCGGAUAUCAGCAUGCCGAAUGAACAGUGUUUUCCGAUAGCGUCUUUUUCUUUGUUUUAUAUGUUCAAAAGAUUUCUUGCGAUCUAGUGGAUGGUUGCGACAUGCUAGAGAGAAUUUGA